CAAAUCUCAAAAUCACAUUCUGUUGUAUAAGCGUCGGCGAACGGCGAUGGCAAGCGACUCGCGCGUCCGUGUCCUGAGCCGGAGCACCGUCAAGGCGUUAGGCUCCAACGCCGCACCCGCACCACCGCGUCUCCUCGCCGUCUCCAACCUCGACCUGCUGCCUCAGAACAUCCCCGUCUCGCUCUUCUGCGCCUACCGGCGGCCCUCCUCCGGCGGCGGCUUCGGCGACGUCGUCGCGGCCUUCGAGGCCAAGCUGCCGUCCUUGCUCGACCACUUCCUCCCCCUCACCGGCCGCAUCGUCGUCGACCCGCGGUCCGGGCGCAGGGAGAUGCUAAACUGCGACAACCAGGGCGCCGAGCUUGUCCUCGCCGAGGCCGGCGUGGCCCUGGCGAGCCUGGACUACGGCCAACUAGGCGCGUCGCUGGCGGAGGUCGGCGUCCCCGUCAAGUACGAUGCCGGCGUCGCGCUGUCGGUGCAGCUGGUGUCGUUCUCCUGCGGCGGGUUCGCCGUGGCGUGGGCCAGCAACCACGUGCUCACGGACGGGUACUCGUUGUGCAUGAUCGCCAGCGCGUGGUCCGAGGUCGCGCGCUCCGGGACGCUCUCCGCCGCCGUGAACCACGACCGCUCCGUGUUCCGCCCACGCGCCCCGCCGUCCUACGGCCCCUCGUUCGGCGAGCAGUUCUCGCCGGUGGAGGGCGAGCACCUCGUCAAUGCGCUGACUACCCAGUGCUCCUUCGUCGAGCGCACGUAUUACGUCGAGGCGCGAGACCUCGAGACGCUCCGCUCUCAGGCGAGCCAGGUCGGCGUGGUGGCCACCCGCAUCGAGGCGCUGUCCGCGUACCUGUGGAAGGCGUUCGCCGCCGUCGUGGGCGCGUCCGACGAGAGCUGCCGCAUGGGCUGGUGGGUGAACGGGCGGCCCCGUCUUGCCGCGCCGAGGUACAAGGCGGCGAUGCGGGAGCGCGAGUACAUCGGCAACGUCACCACGCUCGCGGUGGCCGAGGCGAGGGUGGAGGACACCCGCCGGCUUCCGCUCCCGGACAUCGCGUCGACGGUGCGCGAGACGAUCAGGUCCACGGCCACGGACGAGCACUUCCAGCAGCAGGUGGACUGGGUGGAGGAGCACAGGGCUACCAAGUACGUCGAGACGGCCUCCGUCGGGUUGGGUAGCCCGGUGCUGACCGUCACCUCCUUCGCGACGUUCAGUUUGGACACCGACUUCGGCUUCGGGCGUGCCGCGCUGACGAUGCCCACAGGGGAGGACUGCGGGAGGCUGUGCAGUGCCUUCGUGCAGAUCAUCGCGCGCCCGGGAGGCGACGGCUGGCUCGUUAACAUGUAUGUGUGGCCGAGGCUCGCCGCCGCGGUCGACUCCGACGAGCGCCGCAUCUUCAAGCCUCUCACCGCUGAGUUCCUCGGCCUUGGCCAUUAUAGCCGGCUUUGAAAAUUUGUCGCUUUUCAUUUUUAUUUAUUUG
This is a messenger RNA of Hordeum vulgare subsp. vulgare (domesticated barley), 1469 nucleotides long. Its product is annotated as coniferyl alcohol acyltransferase-like. Gene Ontology annotation, molecular function: acyltransferase activity, transferring groups other than amino-acyl groups. The transcript has a single exon. The record is from RefSeq and is a predicted model, not a curated record. The coding region runs from base 47 to 1438 and encodes 463 amino acids. NCBI's taxonomy places the organism in Eukaryota, Viridiplantae, Streptophyta, Magnoliopsida, Poales, Poaceae.